Messenger RNA from Dreissena polymorpha, 763 nucleotides. RefSeq names its product putative DMBT1-like protein. The record is from RefSeq and is a predicted model, not a curated record. The coding region runs from base 215 to 763 and encodes 182 amino acids. Gene Ontology annotation, cellular component: membrane. NCBI's taxonomy places the organism in Eukaryota, Metazoa, Mollusca, Bivalvia, Myida, Dreissenidae. The transcript has 4 exons.
CUCUCUGGUAAAGUGGUAGCACAAAUCCUUUAAAUUCAUAAAUGUAUAUGAUUUAAGUACGUCCAUCAAUAAAACAUAAAAAAAAACUAUGAAUCAUUAAACAGGCAGACCAGUGCAGGUCCAAGACAUACGCCUAGUUAACCAGGAGUUAUAUCCAUAUCGAGGUACGGUCGAACUGAAAAUCAACGACGAAUGGGGAACCAUCUGUGACAACAUGUUUGGCGUGGAAGAGGCAACUGUUCUUUGCAGAAUGAUGAAUGCAAGUUACCGUUCAUUCACAACAAAUGCCGGUUAUGGAACAGGAUCGGGCAAGGUACAUUUUGCCAACUUACACUGCUCAGGGUCUGAAAAGGAUGUUAGUGCGUGUAUGUAUCAGUCUUCACACAAAUGCAAUCACUCUGACGAUGUGGGUAUUCAAUGUACAGUUUCUACUUUCAAUAUUACCAAGAUACGUUUGGCUAAUGGAGCUAGUUCAUUUAUUGGACGAUUGGAACUUUUUGCCAACGGCCGAUGGGGUUCAGUGUGUGAUGAUUCCUUUAAUUCGAAUUUUGGCGAGAUGUUCUGUCGAAUGAUGAAUUUGACUUAUAUUCAACAUAAUUGUUGCUCAAUGUAUGGAAAUGGAGCUGUUCUUAUUGAUAUGAGAAGUUGUCCAUUACUGGCCAAUCAUAUUGACGAGUGUUCCUAUUUACCGCUUCCUAGUUAUUGUAAUCCAUAUGAAACUGUGUCACUCGUCUGCUCAGGUUUGUAUAUGUUUCUAUUUUAA